CUUGCUUGUAUUGCUGCCCAUCAGCACGACUCGUCGCAGACGGGCAAGAUUCUCGAACAUGAGCGGGAAGGCAGUUCGAAAGCAGCACAUGGUGAGCGAUUGCUGUUGGAACAGAACAAAAGCCACACUUUAGAAGAAGCCGGUGCUGAUGCUGAGGUAGUUGGGAGAGAGCAGCGGACCGCUCUUGUGAAACAGAACGCAGCGCAGAUCGGGAAAGACAUUGAAAGUGCGCUGGCGAAUGCGUUGCAGACGAAUAGGGAGACGAUUCACGUGCAGUCGAUGUAUCUAGAAGCUGGUGGAAUGCUGUUUGUCGAUUACGCUGUCUCGGCGUUACACACUAGCAAUGCUGCGUUUUUUGACGCAGGUACUAUGGAUAUGGAGAAGAACCAGGAACAACUACGGGCACACAAGAAGGUGGAAGACUUCGAUCCGCCUGAAGCUAGUACACCAAGCAAGUUGAAGAUGUCCUCCGUCGAUGCGGAUCAGAUUCAGAAGCACGACCGCUGGGUGGAAAACCUUAGCCUUCGAGGAGGAGUCUUGCAAUUGAAUGGAGACAGAAGCGGAAACGACGUGAUCGAUUCAUUUCUUGAACGUGGAACUACAGCCAGCAAUCAGGUCGCUGGAGAUGGUGGUCCAGACGAGGACUUGGCAGAUGACCACAUGGACAUUCUGAAUGAGGAACAAGAAGACGAAAAAGACAAGUCAUCCAACAAGGCUAAAAAAAGCAACACUGCAGAAUCAACAUCGUUCCUCCUUGAGCAGGAGAUUGAGGACGAUGAAGAAGAUGAUACGGAUUAUCAUGAGGUAUACGAUGAGGACGAUCCUGUCUGGUUUCAGCAACAGCUUGAACGCCUGCAGAUGGCAUUAGACGAAUCCGUCCGAUGGAAACGGCAGCUAUCUACUUCCUUCAGAGCAGGAGGGACGCCCAUCAAUCAGAAUCAUGAGGCUUUCGAAAACCAGCAGUUGCGAAGGAGAUUUACACGAAGUACUUCUGCAAGCAGUGGGACAGCAACAGCAAAUGACAUCACAGGGAUGAAUCUGAAUAUUGAUAGUAGCGGCCACCUCAAGACGAGUGACGUCGGAAAAGCUGGAGAUGCGUGGAGAGGGCAUUUUCGCAGAGAUCAUGA
This is a messenger RNA of Amoebophrya sp. A25, 1127 nucleotides long. Lineage: Eukaryota; Dinophyceae; Syndiniales; Amoebophryaceae. The record is from the annotation of a GenBank genome assembly.